Messenger RNA from Erigeron canadensis, 1693 nucleotides. RefSeq names its product probable pectinesterase/pectinesterase inhibitor 12. Gene Ontology annotation, molecular function: pectinesterase inhibitor activity; pectinesterase activity. The record is from RefSeq and is a predicted model, not a curated record. Bases 50 to 1615 code for a protein of 521 amino acids. Lineage: Eukaryota; Viridiplantae; Streptophyta; Magnoliopsida; Asterales; Asteraceae. Gene Ontology annotation, biological process: cell wall modification. The transcript has 2 exons.
UUAAAACCCGUGGCUUAUGUAACUCAACAUACAAAAACCUAUACUAACCAUGUCUUUCUCCAAACAAAUGAUCUCAUUCUUUAAGUUCAUCCUAGUCCUAGCAUUCUGCCUGUUGCCAAAACAUCAAGCAACUUUUCCUAACUCGACGUAUCUAAUAAGAUCCGUCUGCGAGUCUACACCAUACCCCAACGUUUGCUUGAAGUCGCUAAACAUCAAUAUCGUUAGUCACGAUAGUCACAAUAGCUUCUUUCAACAAUCUCUCAAUGUUGCUAUACUAGAAGGCUUAAAGCUAUUGAAAUUGUUGUCAAAUAUUAAUAUCUUUGAGAAAUACAAGGGAAGUAUCCAAGACUGCAAUGAACUCCACCAAAUAACUCUUGCCUGCUUAAAAAAAACACUCGCGGCAUCUUCUAGCAAUAAGUUUGCAGACGAUGAUGCAAGGAGCUUCCUCGCGGCAGCUGUAACGAACAAGAAUACUUGUUUAGAAGGUCUAGAGUCCGCAUCAGGUCCUCUAAAACCGCUUUUGGUAGACAUUAUAAUCGCUGCUUAUAAGCAUGUUAGCAACUGUCUUUCCCUUGUACCAAGGGUAAAGCUACACACGACCACGACCACGAAAACUGACAACGUUUUUCACAUUGCGGAUGAAGAUGACGAUAACAAUGAUGAUGACAGCUACAACACACUCACCGUGGCAACGGAUGGGACAGGCAACUUUACGACUAUCACUGAUGCCAUUAACUUUGCCCCAAACAAUAGUGUUGACAGAAUUAUUAUCUACAUUAAACAGGGUUUGUAUGAAGAAAAUGUAGAAAUUCCUAUUUACAAAACCAACAUUGUUCUGCUUGGAGAUGGAAGUGAUAUCACUAUAAUAAGUGGUAACAGAAGUGUGGUUGAUGGUUGGACUACUUACAGAUCUGCUACUGUUGCCGUAUCAGGAGAAGGGUUCUUGGCACGCGAUAUUGGUUUCUAUAACGUAGCAGGACCAGAGAAACAUCAGGCAGUGGCCCUUCGUAUCAAUGCAGACUUGGCAGCAGUCUACAGAUGUGUUAUAAGUGGUUAUCAAGACACGUUGUAUGUCCAUUCUUUCAGGCAGUUUUACAGAGAAUGCGACAUUUAUGGAACGAUUGAUUACAUAUUUGGUAAUGCAGCCGUAGUGUUUCAAGGAUGCAACAUCAUAUCGAGAAUGCCCAUGCCUGGCCAGUUCACCGUGAUCUCUGCCCAGUCCAGGGACUCUUUGGACCAACAAACGGGGAUUUCCUUUCAGAAUUGUUCUGUUUUGGCAACAGAUGACCUACGUAAUACAACCCAAGUCAUCAAAAGCUAUCUUGGCAGACCAUGGAGACCAUAUUCUCGAACUGUCUUCAUUGAGUCAUACAUUGAUGACUUAAUUGAGCCUGCAGGGUGGAUUCAUUGGUCAGAUGAGGAUCAUGGUUUGGACACCUUGUAUUAUGGUGAGUUUGGAAAUAUUGGUCCGGGUUCUAGUGUAGAUGGUCGAGUUACUUGGCCUGGUUAUCACGUCAUGGAUUACUAUGAUGCAUCUAAUUUCACAGUAUCAGAAUUCAUUACGGGUCAAGAAUGGCUAGACUCUACAUCCUUUCCAUACGACGAUUGGAUUUAAUGUAAUCUAUAUGCAGUAAUGGCUGGUGUGAUGAAGAUGUAAUUUUAUUUGGAAUAGAAAAAGUUGCAAAGUUACUUA